CAUACGCUCACCUGUCAAGAUGGAGUGCUGGACACAUGUCUUCACAUUGCUCCUGAUAGAACUCCUAAUACUAUGGCAUGACUCCGAAGCAUAUUCAGUGUUCACUAUAGACCAAGUUCAUUUGACGAUUCAACCCGGGAAUACGGUGGACAGGGGAACCUCUGUGAUCUUGGUCUGCAAGGGUCACGUGAGUUCCUCCUCCCCUCAACUGCUCAGAGGCACCUUUGAAUUCCUCCGUAAUGAUGAAGUUGUUCAUUCAGUAAACACCACUCGCAAUGAGGUGGAGCUAAAAAUCAAUCCUGCGCGGGUCUCCAACUCUGGAUUCUAUGAGUGCUCUGUCCGCAUUGAGGACAGGUUCAAAAAGAGCAACCCGGAGAAGCUCAUUGUUCAAGGUUUGCAGGUUCCCAAACUGACAGUAAAUAAGAACCACGUAUAUGAAGGGGAUGAUGUAUCUGUGAGCUGUAGUGCUGUAGAAGAAUCCGGACCGCUCCAGUUUUAUUUCUUCAAAGAUGGAAAAGAAAUCAAAAUGAUCCAUACUUCAACGAACACAGCAAAUACCAGCAUAACAAUAGAAAGAGAGGGAGAAACCUACUUGUACUGCCAAUUUUCAGUCAAAGAUCACCCUCAGGCUGGCAUUUCCAUGAACAGCACUGCAGUGAAGAUCAUCGCCACAGAGAUUAAGAUCACUCCAGAGCUUCACAUUUCUCCCAAUGAGAACAUCUUUGAAGGAGACAAUGUGACGAUCCAAUGUGAUGUGAUAGCAAAACAUAGUCAUCUUGCUCUUUAUCUGAGCAAGCAGAGCAAAAUACUGAAUAAAGCCAAGACUGGAUUCAGUUAUUACUUCAGACCACGUGCUGAGGAUUCUGGGGAAUAUGUGUGCAAAAGCGAGUUGGGCGCACUGCAAAAAUCCACUGGUGGCAUAAUGAGGGUCAAAGAGCUGUUCUCAAAGCCAAAUCUGAUCAUGUCACCCAAGGACGUGUUUGAAGGAGACGGCUUCUCCGUGCAAUGUGCAAGCACCCCAUCAGAAAAAAUCACAAAUAGACAUAUUAAAUACAGCAUCUGCAGAGAUAAUAAGAAUUGCACGGUGAUGUCCAGCCAAAACAUCACCGCAGGACCGACCUCCAAUGGGAACUACAGCUGCAAAGCUGAGGCCAAUGGGAUCAUUAAAACAAGCUCAAUAUUUAGCCUUAGCGCUAAGGUUCCUGUCUCUGUGCCUGUGAUAAGGACAACGGACAGGGUGAUUGUAGGGAAGCCAUUCCAGGUGGUGUGUGAGAGUGAGAACGGGACUCUGCCAAUCCAGUACAGUUUGGUGAGACACGGCAUGGAAGUGUAUCAGUACCCAGUGCAUGGGCCACACCGCAGAGCUCUGUUCAAUGUCACCUCUAUCAGUCGCAAAGCAGAGAUUCGUGAUUUCACCUGUAAGGCCUCGAACGGCAGAGAACGCUUUGUCAAGGAGAGCUCCAGACUCAAUGCAGUGGUCAUAGAGCCAGUAUCCAAACCAGCCCUGACCCUGAAUACUGAAGGUCGCACAAUCACAGAGGGCACUGAACUUGUCCUCACCUGUAGUGUUCAGGCAGGCACCACCCCCAUAACCUUCACAUGGUUUCACAGCGGGACCACAGCUCCCCUUGAUACAAAACAAUCAAGUGUCACCAGUGCGGUCCACACCAUCCAGUCCACAACCCGAGAUCAGAGAGGGAGGUACCACUGCACUGCCUCCAAUGAAGCCAGUGAGAGCAAAAGUAGCUCUCCAGUCACGAUUGGAGUGAACUUGGCAGGCUGGAAGAAGGUUGUAAUUGCAGUAUUCUGUAUUGUGCUAUUGGUGGCUAUAAUGAUAGCACUAAUCCUCAUCAUGAAGAAAAAAUACAAACCACGCAGAGGGAAGCGAGCAUCUGAGCUGUCGGUAAAACCAGUGAGGUCUAAAUCAGGUGAUCCAAUGAGAGUGAGCCUCACCCUGGACGCUGAGGAUAACAUUGACCCUAAUGCCACUCCUGGUGUGAUGGGACGUAAUGUGUGGAGCGAUCAUGUGUCUAGCUCAGGCUCUGAUGAGCAGAGCAGUGGGGAUGAGUAUGAGAAGUCCCGGUAUGCUGAGGUGGCUCAUCCACAGGGCGUAGAUCACACCAAAGCUCCUCUAAAGAAAGGAACAGACACUGUGUAUAGUGAGGUCCAAGAGAACACGCAAGAAGCCAGCGAACAUGCAGAAGGGGUUUCUUUGGAGUAUGCUCAGCUAAACCACAAUGAGCAGGAGUCGGAGUAGAGCAAAAUCCAUAUCUUCAUCAUCCAUCAUCUUCUUCUUCUUCAACAUUUUUGUUGGGCUCCACCAAGUCAUGGCAUAUUUAUUUCUCUAAGUUAUUCAGUUCAAACUCUAAAUACAGAUCUGUCAGUGGAGCUAUUUACAUACAU
Messenger RNA from Chanos chanos (milkfish), 2403 nucleotides. RefSeq names its product platelet and endothelial cell adhesion molecule 1a (gene pecam1a). Gene Ontology annotation, molecular function: transmembrane signaling receptor activity. The coding region runs from base 20 to 2257 and encodes 745 amino acids. Gene Ontology annotation, biological process: immune response; cell surface receptor signaling pathway. Gene Ontology annotation, cellular component: external side of plasma membrane. The record is from RefSeq and is a predicted model, not a curated record. The transcript is spliced from 15 exons. Lineage: Eukaryota; Metazoa; Chordata; Actinopteri; Gonorynchiformes; Chanidae.